This is a messenger RNA of Galendromus occidentalis (western predatory mite), 1890 nucleotides long. Its product is annotated as metal transporter CNNM4. The record is from RefSeq and is a predicted model, not a curated record. Lineage: Eukaryota; Metazoa; Arthropoda; Arachnida; Mesostigmata; Phytoseiidae. Gene Ontology annotation, molecular function: transmembrane transporter activity. The coding region runs from base 1 to 1890 and encodes 629 amino acids. Gene Ontology annotation, biological process: transport; magnesium ion homeostasis. Gene Ontology annotation, cellular component: plasma membrane. The transcript has 12 exons.
AUGCUGCUCGGUGUGCUCCUGUAUUCGCUUGUAGCACAAGUCUUCGGUGGAUCGGUGAUAGGCUUCAGGUUGAAUCGUUUCGGUGAAGCUCUACAAGUACGCGAGCAUGAAACGGUGCCGCUGGAGAUUUUCGGGUCGGACUUCACUUCUGAUACUCGAGUGUCCUUCACGGUCGAACGAAUAUCCGAAGACGCCUCCUGUACCGCGACUUUCCGUCCCUUAAGCCAGACGUUCGUGGACUCCAACGUACUGAAGAUCCUUAUUCGAGGGCCUCCCGCAUCAUCCAAUGGAACUGUUGCGUACUUCUGCAUCACAAGCGGGAACACCAGUCGAUGGGUCCACCAAGGUCAAGCUCUCCAUUUCCAUAUAAUCCCAGAAGAAAGCGAGCUACCACCGGCGCUCCUUGCGAUCGCUGCCUCGGUGCUACUUCUGACAUCGGGCCUGUUUUCGGGGCUUACUCUCGGUCUCCUCAAUCUCAAUAUGGAUGAACUCCAGGUCAUAAAGACGUGUGGCACCAAAGACGAACGAGCCCAUGCUUCGAGAAUUAUCCCCUUCCGUCGGAGAGGCAACUAUCUGUUAUGUUCCCUCGUGUUGGGAAACGUCUUCGUGAACAACUUGUUCACCAUUUAUGUAGAGUCGAAAUUGCCGGACGGAUUGGGACUGACGCUGGCAACCCUUGGUAUUGUCGUCUUCGGCGAAAUACUGCCUCAAGCUAUCUGUUCACGGUACGGCCUGGCCAUCGGAGCGAGAACUUCGCUCAUCACUCGUUUCAUUAUGGUGAUAACAUUCCCGCUCUCGUAUCCGAUUUCGGUGGCCUUGGAUGGAGUUCUCGGGAAAGAGGUUCCUUCGAUCUUCAACCGAGCGAAACUGACCGAAUACCUCCGCGUUGUUCGUACCGAGAAUAUCGAACAGGAUGAAAUGAACAUCAUCUUCGGGGCUCUUGAUCUGACUCGGAAAACCGCUCAGGACGUCAUGACCAGGAUAGGGGACGUUUUUAUGCUACCCAUCGAUGCAAAGCUGGAUUUCGGUACCAUAGCUGAGAUAGUCCGACGAGGGUAUACAAGAGUUCCGAUAUUUGAGGGAGACCGUCAAAAUAUCGUCGGGAUCCUCCACACGAAAGAUCUCGCUCUGGUUUCUCCGGCAGAUUCUCUCCCGUUAAAGGUCCUCACGAGCUUCCACAAACAUCCAGUUUGCUUCGCAUUCACCGAUGACCCGAUUGGUUCGAUGCUGACUGAAUUCCGAAAAGGUCGUUCGCACCUAGUCUUGAUCCGUGCGAUAAUCCAGAGCGUCGAUCGAGACCCGCUCUAUAGACUGGUCGGAAUAGUCACUCUCGAAGACGUCAUUGAAGAAAUCAUUCAGGCAGAAAUCCACGACGAAACGGAUACUUUCACCGACAAUCGACGCCAUCUCCGCCGAGCCAGUACUCAGGUCAUGGGCGAUUUCGAGGAUUUCCUUCGAGUCAAAUGCCGGGCGAUCGAAAUUUCUCCUCAUAUGACGUUCGCAGCGUACCAAUAUCUGGUGGCAGCUGUGCCCGAAUUCAGUGAGGAAAAACUUAAGCUUUCUAUCCUGCGGAAGAUGAUGCCAUCCGGAGGCCUUUACGUCUUUGCUAAGCACGGCCAAGUGAUCUCACGCAAAGGAGAGAAACAGGAUGCUUUCAUAUUGAUCCUUGAAGGAAGAGUGCAGGUGACCAUGGGGGAAGACAGUCUCCAAUUCGAAUCGGGUCCGUUCGCCUAUUUCGGCAUCCGCGCUCUUCGCUCUCUCGACAACCCCGCGCGCGAUUUGUUCUCGCCAGACUACACAAUCAUCGUGAGCUCCGAAACCGUGGUUUUCUUGAAGAUCAGUCGCCAACUCUACAAGAAAGCUGUGCGGCUCUCGGGGGACAUCCGCUAG